Molecule: messenger RNA, 3025 nt
Organism: Sphaerodactylus townsendi
Lineage: Eukaryota; Metazoa; Chordata; Lepidosauria; Squamata; Sphaerodactylidae
Gene: HYAL1
Product: hyaluronidase 1
Exons: 4
Coding region: 1353-2675 (440 amino acids)
Biological process (GO): carbohydrate metabolic process; hyaluronan catabolic process
Molecular function (GO): hyalurononglucosaminidase activity
Source: RefSeq, a predicted model, not a curated record
UUUCGGAGGGCCAAGAGUUAAGCCUCCGCGAUCUCCAAUAGAGCUCCCAGCCGGUCUCCAGAAGCCGCAGCGUUUAAUUGUUUCCUUUUGCAGAAUCCCUCCCGCCCCCUCCUCUCAGCCCUAGCAAGCCGGGCCGGCUGCAUAAUCGAAACCAGACUCCGAAGGAAAAGGGAUUUGUUCUCUGUCUCCCCCCCACCCUCCCGCCCCCGUUUUUGGCCAGCUGCUUUCCUAAUGAGCUGCAAACGGAGGCGGGAGGAAUGCGUGGGAUUUCUGCUGCCAUCUGCCGAUCAAUGCCCCACGCGAGGCCCCUACCUCUAAGGACGAUGAACCCCGAAAGCGGGUCCGCAGCACGGAUCGUUAAAUCAGGGGAUGAUUCCCGAUUGCCCUCCGGCUCCUGCUUUUCCCUCUGGUGCAGUAUGUUACGCGCGCGCAGUGGGAAUACGCUGCCCUUGUGGCAGGAUGGCAUUUGUUUUGGAAACUUUACUCCUGGAGCCAAUGGCUCCUACAGGGGGGGCGGAGGGGGAAAGGUAGACGGUAGACCUGAAAGCCAGACGUUGCAGCGCCAACAAUCACGCCUGCCCUGGCUACUUUGUCGCUACUGUUGGACCACCAAGAAUGUGGAAAUCUUUUUAAUGCGUCCCUGCCCCCCAACCCGAUCUUUUAGCCCUUCGCACCCUCUUUAAGAUGCGUGAAUGCAGACUGUGCUGGCAAUGCACCCGUCCCAUGUUGGAAUGGAAGUGACGUCCUCGUCCUUUCCCAUAGGCCAGAAGUUUGGGAAAGGGGCGGUGUUGGUGCAAAUUCCGCUUCUCCGGGAGCCGGACAUCAGUCUUUAAUGUCAUUUACAGAGGCCUUACUGUUUUGGAUACAACUUCUGAAACCAGUGCAGUGUGACAUCCCUGUGAUCUGUCCGGACAAAAGGGACUUCACUUGGAGGAGUUAACAAACAUUGUUCCAAAUUUAGUGCAAAAGCAAAGGGACUAGGAAUAUUACUAUCCUUCCUGGUGACAAGUCUGUCACAGUCACUGAAUGAAAUACUAGUGUCAGCACUGUCUUCAGCAGUUCAUGUUUGCUGCUUGUUUCAACACAGGAAGAAUGUGGAAAAAGAGGAGGAGAAGUAGAGAUGAAGUAAGCAAGAAUUUGCAGUCUCCUCUGUCACAACUUCCCCAUUGUAGAGAUGAGUUAAGGAGGGGAACUGCUUGCUGAGCUAUUCCUUUUCUUUCCUCUUUGUUCUCUUCCGCGUAUGUUAGAAUUGACUUAUUCUUCCGUUUGCAUAAUUUUGCCAGAAGUUGGUGGUUUUGAAGGGGGUGAAACGACUGUGCUCUUUCCAGGUAUUUCAAGAAAUAGGUCCUGAAAUGGUAAUGAAUAUGGCAUGUUUAACAAUAUGGUUUUGCUUGCUGAAUUUUUACAUAAUGGCUUGGACUAAGGGAGACAGCUUUCUAGAGGAUCUCCCAUUCAUCACCAUCUGGAAUGCUCCAACUCAAAAAUGCCAAGAGAAAUACAACGUAACUCUUAACUUAGGGAUUUUUAAUGUGGUCAUAAACCAGAAUGAAUCAUUCACGGGCAAGGAAAUGACCCUUUUCUACCACAACAGGUUAGGCUAUUAUCCAUUCUAUACUGAGAAUGGAACUGCAGUCUAUGGGGGUGUUCCACAGAAUGCCAGUCUAGAAGAUCAUCUCUGGAAGGCUCAGCAAGACAUUAAGAAAACCAUCUUAGAGACCAGCUUUAAAGGUCUGGCAGUAAUUGACUGGGAGAGCUGGCGUCCUUUGUGGGUUCGAAACUGGGACUCCAUGGAAAUCUAUAAGAACAAGUCUAUGGAUCUGGUGAAGAGGCAGCACCCGGAUUGGCCUGCUGACAAGGUGGUUAAGAAAGCCCAGCUGGAGUUUGAGCAAAGUAGCCGGGCUUUCAUGGAGCAGACUUUGGUACUUGGCAGAACUCUGAGGCCUGGGGGUUUCUGGGGAUUCUAUGGCUUUCCCAACUGUUAUAACUAUGAAAAGAAGCUGGAUAAUUACACAGGGGAAUGUCCAGAGGUUGAGAAGCAGAGAAAUGAAGAAUUGCAGUGGCUCUGGAAUCAAAGUCAGGCUCUGUAUCCGAGUAUUUAUCUUCCCAAGGAGAUUAGACUUCUCAACAAAAGUCUGGAGUUUGUCCGUCAUCGAGUCCAGGAAGCAUUCAGGAUGGUGGACCAGACAAGGAAUGGCAGCAUUCCAGUGUUACCUUAUGCUUCCAUUAUAUAUGAGUUUACGCAGAUGAAUUUCCUUUCACAGGAGGACCUGGUCUACUCCAUCGGAGAGAGUGCUUCCCAAGGUGCUGCUGGGGUCAUCUUGUGGGGAAGUGAAAAUUUCAGCUGCUCACAGGAAGCUUGUCUUCAUGUGAAGAAGUAUGUGGAUACUCUCCUUGGUCACUACAUUGUAAACGUGACCAGCAGUGCUAGGAUGUGCAGCCAAGUAGUGUGUUUCAACCAUGGGCGCUGUGUGAGGCAGGAUAGCCACUCAAAAGCCUUUCUGCACCUCAGUCCUACCAGCUUCUCUAUUAAGAGGCAUCAAGCAGAGCCACACUUCAUUGUGACUGGUCACAUGACAAAAGAAGAUCGAGUCAGGAUGGCAGAAGAAUUCAGGUGCCAAUGUUAUAGUGGCUGGGAGGGUCCACAAUGCAACAAAAAGUCAUCCUGGAAUCACUGAUAUUCCACCUUGAAUGUAAAUUCCAUUCGUGUUCAUACAUGCAGGUACAUGCAUACUUUAACUGAAAGAAAAGUUCAACUCUGGGGCAUAUACUUAUUUUGUUAUGAGGGCAGUACAUGGAACAAGCAUAUAGCACAUCAGUCUUGUCACAUUAGCUGCAUAUAUUUUUUAUUUUUAUUGUUGCUACUGAUUUCAUUGUAUUUUAUUGAUUUUUAACUGAAUUAUUCGAUUUGCCCUUUUGUAAUCUGUUGUUCAUUGUCUAUUUGUGUGUUGUAAAACGCUCUGAGCCCUUUGGGGGUAGAGCAGUUUAUCAAGUCGAAUAAAUCAUCAUCAUCAUCAUCAUCAUCAUC